This is a messenger RNA of Phoenix dactylifera (date palm), 1436 nucleotides long. The record is from RefSeq and is a predicted model, not a curated record. NCBI's taxonomy places the organism in Eukaryota, Viridiplantae, Streptophyta, Magnoliopsida, Arecales, Arecaceae.
GCAUGAAAUUGGAUGAUUGGAUCCCUCACGUCUCAGAGAACCAGCGUCCCACACUCGUCCUCAAUAGCCUUCGCUCUCCUGGUCUCUCGUCAGAUGAACACCGACUCUCCUGCAACGGUAGUAGAAAACAAUUUCCCACCAAACCCUCACUUCACAUCCCUUUUUUCUUCUCUCCUUCCACCAGGUCUAAAACCAAAGCACUCUCUCAUCGUUCUUUAAUUUUUCAAUCUCGAGAUGGGUCUAAAAGGAUUCGUUGAAGGCGGGAUCGCGUCCAUCGUGGCCGGCUGCUCGACGCACCCGCUCGACCUUAUCAAAGUCCGCAUGCAGCUCCACGGGGAGACGCUAAGCCCCGCGGUCUCCACCGCCGCCCCCGCUCUCGGCUUCCACACCAACGCCACCGCCACCGUCGCUCUCCCCCGGCCGCAUCCCCGCCCAGGCCCGCUCGCCGUCGGCGCCCAGAUCCUCCGCUCCGAAGGCCCUGCCGCGCUCUUCUCCGGCGUCUCCGCUGCCGUCCUCCGCCAGACCCUCUACUCCACGACACGCAUGGGCCUAUACGACAUCUUCAAGAAGAAGUGGUCCCCCGCCGGCGACGGCAGCGCCCUUCCACUCCACCGCAAGAUCGCCGCCGGCCUUGUCGCCGGCGGGAUCGGCGCCGCGGUCGGGAACCCCGCCGAUGUGGCGAUGGUCCGGAUGCAGGCCGACGGCCGGCUCCCGGCGGCGGACCGGCGGAACUACAAGAGCGUGGUCGACGCGAUCGGGCGGAUGGUGAGGAGCGAGGGUGUGGGGAGCCUGUGGCGGGGGUCGGCGCUGACGGUGAACCGGGCGAUGAUCGUGACGGCGUCGCAGCUGGCGACGUACGACCAGGCGAAGGAGGCGAUCCUGGCGCGGAGGUUGAUGGUGGACGGGCUAGGGGCGCACGUGACGGCGAGCUUCACCGCCGGUGUGGUGGCGGCGAUGGCGUCGAACCCGGUGGAUGUGGUGAAGACGAGAGUGAUGAACAUGAAGGUGGAGAAGGGGGCGCCGCCGCCGUACGCCGGAGCGCUCGACUGCAUGUUGAAGACGGUGAGGACGGAGGGGCCGAUGGCGCUCUACAAAGGGUUUAUUCCGACCGUGUCCCGCCAGGGGCCGUUCACGGUGGUGCUCUUCGUCACUCUCGAGCAGGUCCGCAAGCUCCUCAAGGACUUCUGAUCACCGUUAGAUCUCGAUCGGACGGUGGAUGAUUGGACGAUGACGAUAAAAGUAGCUUCUAAAUAAAUUUAGUUUUUAUAUUAUUCAAAAUCCCCAUCAUCAUCGUCCAUCAUUGUAUCAACGUGAUUCCCGUGAUCCUGGGAAGACAUAAAACAAUGGGAGCUUAGACGUCCUUUACUUUUUUAUAAUGUUUGUACCCUUUGAAUAUUUUAUUCAAAAAAUAAAGCCCAUUGUGGAUUGAGACUAAA